This is a messenger RNA of Cuculus canorus (common cuckoo), 3666 nucleotides long. It is a transcript of the gene C12H15orf61, whose product is annotated as chromosome 12 C15orf61 homolog. The coding region runs from base 87 to 557 and encodes 156 amino acids. The record is from RefSeq and is a predicted model, not a curated record. Lineage: Eukaryota; Metazoa; Chordata; Aves; Cuculiformes; Cuculidae. The transcript has 2 exons.
CGGGGCGCGGACACGCGGGCCCAGCGGUCGCGUGAGGGGGCGCGCGCUGUUGGCGCGCCGCGGCCGUCCGCACGGGUUCCCGCGCGAUGCGCGCGCUGGGGCGGGCGCACGCGGCGGCCGUGGAGCUGCUGCUGCUGCCGUGGCGGCGCGGCCCCGCGCGCCCCGCCCGCCCCGCCGCCUCCGAGGUGCUGAGCCAGCACCUACGGCAGCGCGCGCUGCCGCCCUGGACCUCGUUCUGCGUGCGCUACAGCGCCGUGCGCAACGACCAGUUCGGGCUCUCGCACUUCAACUGGCCCGUGGACGGCGCCAACUAUCACGUCCUGCGCACCGGCUGCUUCCCCUUCAUCAAGUACCACUGCUCCCGCGCCGCCCCGCGGGACCUGGCGCUGCAGAACGCCGCCUUCACGGCGCUCAAGGCCCUCAACGCCGGCAUCCCAACUUUACUGUAUGGAAUUGGCUCCUGGUUCUUUGCCAACGUCACAGAGACUGUUCAUACGAGUCAUGGCCCGGUCACUAUUUAUUUUCUAAAUAAAGAAGAUGAAGGCGCACUGUACUGAAAUCACACCCCCGAGUACCUGUCGUUUGGUGGGAUUGUGUGUUGGAGCUGCUACAAAUACCUGCUCCCUUUGACUGAAAGGAGCUGAAGGCAACUAGCUUUUUUUUUUACAGUGCAUUCUUUUACUUAACAUGCUGUCCUCAGGAAGGUUCAUGGAGCUUUUGGUCAUAAGAGAUUUAGUUUUGCUGAGGUCAGUAAAGUUGAAAAAGCAGAUACCUUGGGAGAAUUAAUAUCUAUGGGUAUUAGAAUUUGUGGAAGUCAGUGACUAGUGCUGCUGAACAAACUUGUGGUAAUUUAAAGAGAGAAAACUACCAACUUAGAGAACAGAAUUGUAGCAUCAGGGCAAUGAAACUGAAUACGCUAGACAUUUUCAAAAUGUCCGAAAAGGUGAAGCUGCUUAGGUUUCGACUCUGACUAGAUGUUUCAUAAUGCAUUAAUUGUCAUAGUCGCAUGUGUGUUUGAAUGAAUCCACGGUGCUCGCAAUUGCCUGGAAGACUCUGGAAAAAUACCAUUCUGAGAAGUAAAAAAUGGCUAUAUUGCAUUUCUUCAAAUUAUAUUUAAAUAAAAGAUCUAAAAUGUGGUUUAUGCUUGUAUUUUUGCAGUUCUUGAACUCCAGAUUGAGAUAUCUGCAUUUUUUUUUUACCUUAUAGGUAAGGAACAAAACCUAAGUCUUCUAGAAGAUUUAGUCCCCUGUGCUGAAUUACAAAUUGAUAUUUUUAGUUCAUACAGGAGAAUGAGAAGAAUGCUGUCUUCAUUUUGUUGAUGCGAAAUAACCGAUUGCCUCAUCUGUAACUGAGCACAUCUGUAACAGGUACUUAUAAUGAUGGAAUGACUGAAAUUCAGUUGGAAGCUUGGGCAAGGAAAAAGCUUUUAGGGAAUUACUUGAAUAGUGGAAAUACAGAAUUAGACAGUAAGUUCAGACAACAGAAAUACCUCUACAGGAUGUAUUUCUGGUGCUUACUUUUAGUGCCAGCAAAUAAUACCAAAUGCUAUGUCUGGUCACAUAUGUUGGUUAUCUCAAUUUUCAUAACUAGAAAGAUAAAUGUAAAAUGUAUGGGGCUUGGAGGGUAAUCGUUAUUCCUAAAUAAAUGGUUGUCAAGCUGUGACUACAGUGUAAUUUCAUUUAAAUACCUUUUUACUUAAUUCCAGAUAACGAAACUGGUUUCCACUUAACAAAGCAGUACAUGUGUUUUUUUCUAGAAGCAACACUAAAUAACACUUCAAUCAGAGAAGUGCUUGCACCAUUCUGUUUAAUUUUGGAGAAUAUUCUUGGCACAAUUUAAAUGAGUCUCAAGACAGUAUUACAAGAAGCCUCAUUAAAAACAAAAAUGACUGUUAGCAAUUUUCUAGACCUGAUACUCACUGUAUUGGAUAAAGUUAAAUAACUGCAGCUCAUAAGUUUAAGUCAAAUACUGCUCAUUCAUUGUCACGGAUCUUGUCAAUAUCUUGCUGUAAAGGUUUAGUCUCAACGCACGGCUGAUAAAAUGGUUUUUAAUUACCAGACUAUAAAUACAGCUCUUCAUUGGAGCUGCACCUCCACUCGCUGCAGCGCGUUUGAUUUCUGAUAAUGCGUACUGCUGACUUUGCUUACCUGUUUUUCAAUAGUAGCAGGCAACACGACUCCUUGUCCAUACGGUGAUGGGCAAGGCUCCUUAGAGAACAUCUCUGACAAACUACCCUAUUGAUUGCUGCAAUUCUGUGCUGCUCGCAGCAUUAAAUAGAGACUUGAUUUCUUGUUCAAUGAUCUCAUCGUGUAACAAUUAAGCAAAUGUAAUAUUUUCUUGUAUUACAUGAAAAUCAAUAGACCUCUUGCUCCUAUGAAGUUGAUCAUGCUAAAGGAUGAACUCAAAGAUGUCUGAGGGCAGAGUGCAAAUAUAGUGGCAUUUGUUUCCUUAAGGCUUGUAUGUGACCUGCUAUAGUACUUAAGAGGGAAAAUAUGCAAUUUAUAACAGAUAAUGCUUGAGUUAUUAAAUCAUAGCAAAAAUUCUUGGGUAUGAACAGAAAGCUACUUGCUCGUCUUUGACCAAAGGUAAAGUAUUUCAUCUGACUUUCACUCUUUCUGCUAUGAAGACCUACUUCUUCAUAUCUUUUUUUAUCGCUUAUCUUAAGUGUUGGCCUGAAGGCAAGAUGGAAGGGUUGAGGGCCAGGAAGAUGCAAGAAGAUUCAUACCAUCUUGACUCUCAAAUUCCUGUAAGGUGCAGGGGAAUGGGAAUGGCAGGCAAGGAUGAGUGUGCAGUGUGUAGUUCUCAGCUGAACCUUUGCUGCUUUACCUUUCUAAUCCCUGUCACCACAAAUUCGUGCCUUGUGGCAGUCAGCUCCUAAAGGGACAAUCAAGUAUAAAGACAGCAGCGUCUUCUGUUGUGAAGACCAAGUGCUUGAAUUGAAGACAGUCCCUGAAGUGAGCUGUAAGAUGAGCUGCUAGCUGUUGAAUUGUUUGCAGAUAAAUUAUUUGCAUGCGUAGCAUCUAACUGCUCUCUGUUCUCUGCAGGGUCUUUUCAUGUUGUCACGUAACCCCAUUGCUUCAAAAGAUAAACUCGUAGGGAACCAAACUGUUCAUUUCUCUGGCCUAGAAUAAUUUAUUUCUAUUUGUUUUAAUUACCUUUUUGCAUGUAUUAUACUACAUGUAUGUUGUGUAUGCAACAUAUACUAAUGUUGAUACAUGUUUUUUUUAUGGAUCAUUGAACUACAAAACCACCCUUCCAACUUUUUAUGGAUUUGAGCUGCACUAUUUCCAUUUGAAAUAAAGGGUAGUUUAUCUUGUAGGUCUUAAUUAUCUCUACUGUAUUCAAGAAUAAUGUUUAAAUGAAUGAGAGAUGACAUAAAAAGGCAGAGAGCUUUGUUUCACCUCACUUAACAACUGCUUCAGGUAAAUGAAACCUCAGUCUCAACCCAGAGGAUCAGGUAGCUCCUUCUUGUAGCAGUCUUUUUAAACUGUAAUGACUGUUGGGGGCUCCUGAACCUAAGCGAGCGCUUAGUAUUACAUCUUACCUAGGUCAACAGUCUCAGGUAUCCGAGUUAAACUGUGGUACUGUAAAUUAAUGGAAAAUGUAACUGCACUUUGCUGAAAGAUCAAUGUCCAAUAAAGGCUGCACAAUCAAAUCUUGUUGCAA